Messenger RNA from Prorocentrum cordatum, 2867 nucleotides. The record is from the annotation of a GenBank genome assembly. NCBI's taxonomy places the organism in Eukaryota, Dinophyceae, Prorocentrales, Prorocentraceae.
AGCCGUUUUGGUGCGAGAGUGCCUUUUUUUCAGGCAGCGGUUGAAGCCAGAAGGCUUUCUGCAGGUUCACUGUUCCUACGUGCUACAGAACUGUAUUUGAUAUGAGCAGCGGGCCCCAGGUCCCCAUGGCGAAACUGAGGGACGAGGCCGUCCAGGCAUUGCUUCAGUUGGCCGUGGAUUCGUUUGGCGCGAGGAACAUUAUUGUGAACUGCCACGGUGUCCAGAAGCACCUCAUCAAGAUAUCCGAGCAAGUCCAGGAGCACAGGAUGCGUUCGGACCAGCACCUGCCGCCUGCGGGUUCGGCCGCUGCCCCCAUGGGCUCAUGGCCGCAUGACCUUCGAGUCGCUCUGAUCUCCGAGGGCCACGUCCAGGGUCACCAGCGGAGCGUGGCUUCUUCCGCGACCAACGCUGAGGGGGCCCCGAUUCUCCAGAAGGUCGCCUGCUCCAUUUACCCGCCCAGUCAGCUAGCGCUCGGGGACCCGUCCUGUGGCGCGGAUGAGAGCCUCUCGAUUCUCUCCACCGGCCCACCGGCAACGGGGCAGUCGGAUGCGUUGCUUGCUUACUUGGCGGCGCAGGCACGUGAUCAGCUGGACACCCAGGAGUCCACGCUUGACGACUACGCCAAGAAGGAGCUGGCCUACACGCACGAGGGCGAAACUAAGGAUCGGGACAACGCACAGCCCGGGGAAAAGCCGCGGAGUCGGAAAGCGAAGGCGAAGUGCAACAAGGGCAAAGACGAGGCAGAGGAGCCGCCAGGGGCAGGCGACACUGCCCUGAUCGUGAAAGGGAUACAUGCGAAGUGCGGGAGGGAUGACGUGCACGCCAUGCUCGAGGGAUCCGGCUUCACAAAAGCGUUCGACCUGCUGUACGUGCCAAAGGAUUUCGUGAACAGGCAGAACAGGGGGUAUUUCCACGUCAACUUCAGGGAGGCAGCGGAUGCAGAGAAAUUCUCGAGGAUGCUGCAAAGCAGGCCCAGUGACCUGGCCGUGAAUUGGGCAAUCGCCAACCCGAAUUCGAGAUUGGUGGCGCAUCGCGCCCGCCACCAGGGGCUGUACAAUUUUGUGAUGGAUCUCAUGUCGGGGCGCAAGUUCCGCGCCGAAAACAAAGAGUACCUUCCGUGGGUGUAUCUUCCGGGCUCAUCUCAGAACGGGUGCCCGCUGACCAAGCAGAUGGCCGAGCAGUUGUUGUCCUCAGAGUUCCAUGGUUCUGAUGGCUCGCCGUCUUCCUCUGGCAAUGAGGUCACGAUGUGACUCCCUGACUUGUGAUCCCAUGCAUGUCAACAGCGAUUCUCACUCUUGCCUGUCGCAACUACUUGGGGUAGUGCGCGUUAUGGGCAUACUGCCAUGCGUGGCGGCAACCAUGUGUUUCCGCUAUCGUUUGUCUCAUCCCCCGCCUUGUCCCCCUCCCCCCCCCUCCUCCUCCUCCUCCUCCUCCUCCUCCUCCUCCUCCUCCUCCUGCUGGUGCCGGCCUCGUGGGUCUCUUGAGGUCCAAGUUGUUGCUGAACCUCUUGAAUGUAACUAUGUUUGUCGUCGUGCUCACUGUGUAACCGUGGUCGAGCGAGGACGACCCGAGGCUCUCAGUCCACGAGCGGCCGUCAUUAAGUCGCCAUCUCACGAUGCGCGGACGGUAAGUCGGUCAUUGCUGAUGCCAUGUUUCUCUGUUCGAUUCAGUUCGACCUUCAGCACGACACCGAUGCGCCGCCGCCGCCUCUCGGUGGCGAGCCCUCGCUUUCUCGCUUCCCCCCCUCGCUCGCUCGCCGGGCCUCCUGCUCCCCAUCGGCAACAGAUCUGAGCACGGCUUCCUUUUUCCGCCCCGGAGGGCCCCACCCUCCGGGCCCGCCCGCCCGCUCGCCUGCACCUGGACCACGGCCCUUUAUAUCUACAUGGGCCUUCCAGAUGGGGUCGGAGCAGAUGGGGUCGCGCCGCAUCGCCGAUGCGUCGCCGAGGCGGCUCGAUGUGGAGCCCGAUUGGCCUCACGUCGACAUCGCCGAUGGGGCCAUACAGGCCACUCCAUCAGUUCGCGCCCCAUGCCGGCCCAGGCCGGCCAGGCCGAGCAAUGAGCCGACAAGGCCCAGCAAGGGGUGGCGCAGUGCCACGCUGAGUCCAAUCGCUGAUCUCUUUUUUCCCCUUCUCUCCACGGUCACCCGCUCUGUUUCUGCCGCGGGAGGGAGAUACACAGUUUCCCUUGGAGCAGUGCCACCAGGGAUGCACCCUGGCUGCCAGGAAGCUGUGGAGACAUGGUGCGCUCCAGAGAGGGCUUGACGCCGGCGGAAGCAGAACGAGGGGUUCCUUGUCCACUGCCCUCGCCGCAUCGGUCGUGUGGGGAUUCGGGGCUCGCGGAGCCGCCUCGUGACGCUGUCACCCCUGGCGGGAGCAGGACGCGGCCACGUGUUUUCCCAUCGCUCGGCCAUCGCGGGGCCAGGCAUGUGGAUCCAGCCGAGCACGUGAUUCGCGCAUGCGCCUCCAGCCGCGUGUGUUCCCAGCUUCCUGGCCGUGAUCCCACGGGCGCCCGCCCACGGGGCCCCGCGCGCCCACAAAGGCGGGGCGAGGCACGGGGAGGAUGCCGACGUCGUGCCUUUUGCGGCGCGGGCAGCAUGCACAGCGCUGCCCCAGCCUCACGCGUCGCUGCAGCGCACUGGCGACGGGAAGCGGGUAAGGAGUUGGUGGGUGCCGUCGUGCGCUGUCGCGUCCAAUGUCUGGCAUGGCUCUGCAGACACCCGCAGGGACCUGGCCCAAGGCCUCCUCGGCGGGCAUGGUCCUCGUAUGGCCGCCGGCGCGCUGCCGGGACUCGUCCCGGGGGACGGUCCCAGAAGCAUGCCUCGCGGCAACUGUAUUGCGUAAGCCUUACGGCUAGUGCCGCCGACCCUG